GUGGACGGCGGCGGCGGUGACGGCGGCACGGGCGGUGGCGGCGGUGACGGCGGCACGGACGGCGGCGGCGAAAAGGGCGAGGCCGACGGUGGCGGAGGCGACGGCGAGGCCGACGGUGGCGGCGGCGAGGGCGAGGCGGAGGGGGGCGGCGGCGACGGCGAGGUUGACGGCGGUGGCGGCGGGGGCGACGCUGAGGGCGGCGGCGGCGAGGGCGAGGUGGACGGCGGCGGCGGCGAGGGCGAGGCCGACGGCGGCGGCGGCGACGGCAAGGCGGACGGCGGCGGCGGCGACGGCGAGGCGGAGGGGGGCGGAGGCGAGGGCGAGACCGACGGCGGCGGUGGUGACGGCGGCACGGACGGUGGCGGAGGCGACGGCGACACGGACGGCGGCGGCGGAGAGGGCGAGGCCGACGGUGGCGGUGGUGACGGCGGCACGGACGGGGGCGGCGGCGACGGCGAGGCGGAGGGGGGCGGAGGCGAGGGCGAGGCCGACGGUGGCGGUGGGGAGGGCGAGGCCGACGGCGGCGGCGGCGAGGGCGAGGCGGAGGGCGGCGGCGGCGAGGGCGAGGCGGAGGGCGGCGGCGGCGACGGCGAGGUUGACGGCGGUGGCGGCGAGGGCGACGCUGAGGGCGGCGGCGGCGAGGGCGGCACGGACGGUGGCGGAGGCGACGGCAAGGCGGAGGGAGGCGGCGGCGAGGGCGAGGCGGAGGGCGGCGGAGGUGACGGCGGCACGGACGGGGGCGGCGGCGAAGGCGACACAGACGGCGGCGGCGGCGACGGCGAGGCGGAGGGGGGCGGAGGGGAGGGCGGCACGGACGGUGGCGGCGGCCAGGGCGACACGGACGGCGGCGGCGAUGAGGGCGAGGCCGACGGUGGCGGUGGUGACGGCGGCACGGACGGUGGCGGCGGCGAGGGCGACACGGACGGUGGCGGCGGCGAGGGCGACACGGACGGCGGCGGCGGUGAGGGCGAGGCCGACGGCGGCGGCGGCGAGGGCGAGGCGGAGGGCGGCGGCGGCGACGGCGAGGCGGAGGGCGGCGGCGGCGACGGCGAGGUUGACGGCGGUGGCGGCGAGGGCGACGCUGAGGGCGGCGGCGGCGAGGGCGGCACGGACGGUGGCGGAGGCGACGGCAAGGCGGAGGGAGGCGGCGGCGAGGGCGAGGCGGAGGGCGGCGGAGGUGACGGCGGCACGGACGGGGGCGGCGGCGACGGCGACACAGACGGCGGCGGCGGCGACGGCGAGGCGGAGGGGGGCGGAGGGGAGGGCGGCACGGACGGCGGCGGCGGUGAUGGUCGAGCAGCUGCGCUGCUGGUGGCGGCGACGGAGGCGCGGGCGGCGGCGGCGGCGGUGGCGGAGGUGGCGGAGGUGGCGGAGGUGGCGGCGGCGAGGGCGAUGCCGAGGGAGGCGGUGGCGAGGGCGAUGCUGAGGGAGGCGGCGGCGACGGCGACACGGAUGCCGGCGGGGGUGACGGUGAUGCUGAGGGUGGCGGGGGCGACGGCGAUGCUGAGGGCGGCGGCGGCGAGGGUGAGGCGGACGGCGGCGGCGGCGACGGCGAGACGGACGGCGGCGGGGGCGACGGCGAUGCUGAGGGCGGCGGCGGCGAUGGUGAGGCGGAGGGAGGCGGCGGCGAUGGCGGCGGCGGCGAUGGUGGCGACGGCGAUGGUGGUGACGGCGGCGGGGGAGGCGGUGAUGGUAGCGACGGCGGCGCGGGCGAAGCGAAGACGUAGAACUUGCACACCGUCAGCCCCGUCGCAGACCACGGCCGGUUGA
Emiliania huxleyi CCMP1516 is the source of this 1770-nucleotide messenger RNA. RefSeq lists its product as hypothetical. The record is from RefSeq and is a predicted model, not a curated record. The transcript has 2 exons. The annotation marks the transcript as partial. Lineage: Eukaryota; Haptophyta; Isochrysidales; Noelaerhabdaceae.